GGUGCAGGGAAGGGGGCGUGGGGAGAGUGCGUACUGGGGUUGCGCUGCGCGGCCCCGAGCUCUCGCUGCUCCGCCUGCACAUCUCUGUUCCGCUGCUUCCCUGCACCCCGGUCCAGCUCACCCCACACCCGGGAGCUCACUCGCCUUUUUGCUGCUUCUGCUGCCGCCGCCGCCGCAGCCGCCACCACUGCCUCCUGGACCAUGACCAGCUGCUGGCAGCUGCAGAACUGCCGGGCCCUGCGACUGGCCUGGCCUCCUCCAGGCGCUAAUCUCCGCCCCCGCUGCCCUCUCCCGCCUCUGCCUGCGGCGGGGCCCCAGCCUGGGCCCGGUCCCCACCCGCUCCGAAGCUACAGCGGGGGUCCGGCCCGGCUUCCCCAGGCCCUGCUGCGCACGGACGCCUUCGUGGGGGGCCGCUGGCUGCCCGCCGCCUCGGGCACCUUCCCUGUGCAGGACCCAGCCAGCGGUGCCCAGCUAGGGCGAGUGGCCGACUGCGGGGCGGCCGAGGCCCGGGGGGCCGUGAGCGCUGCCCACCAGGCGUUCUCCAGCUGGAGGGGCGUCUCGGCCAAGGAAAGGAGUGUAUUACUGCGAAAAUGGUAUGAUCUGAUGAUAAAGAAUAAAGAUGACCUUGCCAAAAUAAUCACAGCUGAAAAUGGAAAACCUCUAAAGGAAGCCCAAGGAGAAGUUCUGUAUUCAGCUCUUUUCUUGGAGUGGUUUUCCGAAGAAGCACGACGCAUUUAUGGAGACAUCAUUUAUACCCCUGCAAAGGACAAGCGGGGCUUGGUCCUGAAGCAACCUGUUGGGGUAGCUGCCAUUAUCACUCCAUGGAAUUUUCCCAGUGCUAUGAUUACCCGAAAGGUGGGAGCAGCUUUGGCAGCUGGUUGCACAGUGGUAGUAAAACCUGCAGAAGAUACACCUCUUUCUGCCCUGGCCCUUGGUGAGCUUGCCAACCAAGCAGGAAUUCCUGCAGGUGUCUAUAAUGUGGUUCCCUGCUCUCGUCAGAAGACCAAGGAGGUUGGGGAAGCUCUUUGCACUGAUCCAUUGGUAUCCAAAAUUUCUUUUACUGGCUCAACAGCAACAGGAAAGAUUCUGUUGCACUAUGCUGCUGACUCUGUGAAGAGGGUCUCCAUGGAGCUAGGGGGGCAUGCCCCAUUUAUCGUGUUUGACAGUGCCAAUGUGGACCAAGCAGUGGCAGGGGCCCUGGCUUCCAAAUUCAGAAAUUCUGGUCAGACAUGUGUUUGUUCGAAUCGUUUCUUGGUGCAAAAGGGGAUCCAUGAUUCCUUUGUGAAGAAGUUUGCUGAAGCCAUUAAUAAGGAACUUCGCAUAGGUCAUGGAUUUGAAGAAAGGACCACCCAAGGUCCAUUGAUUAAUGAAAAGGCAGUGGAAAAGGUGGAGAAGCACGUGAGUGACGCAGUUUCCAAAGGAGCCACCAUCGUGACCGGAGGAAAAAGGCACAGCUUUGGCAAAAACUUUUUCGAGCCGACCCUCCUCAGCAACGUCACCUCAGACAUGCUCUGUUCUCAGGAAGAAACCUUUGGCCCCCUGGCCCCAGUGAUUAAAUUUGAUACAGAGGAAGAGGCUCUGGCUAUUGCCAAUGCAAUGGAUGUGGGUUUAGCAGGUUAUUUUUACUCUCAGGAUCCAGCGCAGAUCUGGAGGGUGGCUGAGCAACUGGAAGUUGGUAUGGUUGGGGUUAAUGAGGGACUGUUGUCCACAGUGGAAUGCCCCUUCGGUGGGGUGAAGCAAUCUGGUCUUGGACGAGAAGGCUCAAAGUAUGGUAUUGAUGAAUAUCUGGAACUGAAGUAUGUGUGUUAUGGUGGCUUAUAGGAAUCAUCAGGUGUUCUGUAGCCAAGGGGGAAAAAAAUCCCUCUACGUGUGUAGAGAAAUGCCAUCUAAUAUAUUUUUAAUAAAUCUUUAGAGACCCAUAAAUGUGAAUUUUUAAAAACCUCACUCAUCCAGUCCCACAUCAUUCUGUGAGUUAGCUGACAGCGUUCCUCAGAUACUUGACUAGAACAAGAGGUGAAACAUGUUAAGUGUCCUUUCUGCUUUGAGGUGGACUUUCAGGUCGUGAUUUCCAGCCUUACCGUGGUGCUGCCUUCCCCUCCCGAGAAGAAGAAUGUCCCUCUCGCCAUGGUUCGGAGGGGAUGGUUAGUACCGAAAGCACCAGAAUAACCAUAUCUUAAGCCCAUUCCAUCUCUAACAAGGCUCCCAUACUAUGGCGGGCCCGGAGAAAAUGCCUUCUUGCACAUUCUGGCUGCCUGGGCGUUGCCAUCGAGGUGCAAUCUGGCCUAUUUUUAAAAACAGUUUGAAACAGUACAGUGUGUUUCUUUGUGGACAGAAGGAACACUUCCUCUCUUUUUCUCUCUCUGGCUCACUUCUGAAAAAUGAAUCCUACAACUUGGGUUUAUUGAAAAGGGAAAAAAAAUGUUGGCUCUGUUUUCACCUAUUUUCCUCAUUUAGGAAGUAAGCAGAGGACUACAGCUGAGAACUGUAUAGAGUUUGGAAGAGAUCUCCAGACUAGAAGUCGGUAUACUUAGACUUGGGUAUCUAAACUACUAACAUGAGAUUUUGGCAAACCGUUAUGUCUCCAGCCUUCAGUCAUCUCAUCUGAAAAGUGCUAAUAAUGCGCAUGGCCCUUUCUAAUUCACAGGAGCAUAGAUUAUGCUCCUUCAUAGGAGCAAAUUGUGUGCAGGCCUUCAUAGAAAGAAGAUAACUAUUUUGGAAAAAUGAGAGUGACAUUUAGUCAUUAUCGUAGCUCAUAGCCCUCUGCAGUUUGCAAAUGACUUUCCAUUGCACUGAACCAGAGGUAGGUGCUGUCGUAUUAUUAUCUCCAUUUUACAGAUGAAGAAACUGAGAUUUAAAGCAAUUUGUACAUGAUUAUAUUGCUAGUAAUUAGUGAAGUAGGUUACCUGAUAUAUGACCUAAGUGUUCAUCCCACAAUUCCAGGCUACUACUCUUUUGAUCCAGUUAUGAUUAUUACUGUUAACAGCAGUAUUCCCAGUCAGCUCUACUCUUGAAACUUAGACGUACAGUGAGAUGAGCCUACAGAAGAUCUUAACACAGGAUCCUCUGGCUAGCCCUACUUUAUGUCCAAGAGGACUGCCUUAAAGUUAGUUCUAUUGAAGACCGAGGGAUGAUCUCUUAUGGCAGUGGUAUCUAAUUAAAAUAGAAACAGAGGGCCACCAAAUUAUGUAAAACUACAUGUGAUCAUUACCUAUAUUCUAUUGUAUUUGUGUUGUUAAUUCUUAAAAUUAAUUUGCUAAUUUUGUUAAUUUGUUUUCUUCCCAAUUAUGUUUUGUUUUUUUUGCUGAGGCAAUUAAGGUUAAGUGACUUGUCCAGGGUCACACAGCUAGGAAGUAUUAAGUGUCUGAGGCCAGAUUUGAAUUCAGGUCCUCCUGACUUCAGGGCUGGUGCUUUAUCUACUGCACCUCCUAAUUGCCCCACCCCCAAUUAUGUUUUAAACUGGUUUGGGCAAUUAUCCUGCAGGCUAAGUGACAACUGAUCUAUAGGCCUUUCUCCCAGUUCUACUUUAGAGGGGAUUUUUUUCUCUCCUCAAAAACGGAAACUCAUAUUCAAUUUGAAAAAAGAGAAAGGUAGGAGAAGAACACCUGUUGUGGAGGAAGGAUCAGAGUUUUUGGCUCUGUUGCUUUGCAAAGGAGCUCAAGCAAAUUACUUCCCAUCUCUGGGUUUUGUCGUCUACAAAGUGUUAGAAUUGAUCUAGAUAAACCUUGAAGAUUCUUGUCAACUUUGAAUCCUAAGAACUAUGAACCUAUGUAGAUUUUCCAUAAUUUGAGAUUGGGUGCUCUGGAGGAUGAACACCUGAGGAUUUUAUAUUCAUCACAAAUUGAAUUAAUUGGAAAUUUCACUGACUAUUGUGCAUAAUCUAAUUUAUAAAGGACCCUCAGAUUGCAUUAAAUUAAGAACAUCUCUUAUUCCUUGAUGAUGUCUAUGGGGCAUAUUUAUUUCUCUUUCUUGAUACUUAUAAACUGAUACUUUGGAGGGGAAUAUUCUCUAACACUAAAUAAAAAAUGAUAGUGUUUAAUUUCUGAGCUGACUCUCCAUUCUCCUCUACACUCUUUUGCACAAAUUCCCCAAGACAUUAAAGAGAGUAGAAGAGAGAUGGGAAUGAAAUGAUAAUCCUGAGCCUGAUGUAGAACUGCAUUUCUGAAGCCCAUCUAAUACUUAACCUCUUAUUCUUUUUCCUUAAUCUUCACUCCAAAGUGGAAUUAAAAUUAUGUUAGGCAUUGGAAAAGUCAGAAAAAUCUUUGUGUUCAUAUUAAUACCAGUUCUUCUUGAAGCUAUUUGGUGUUUCAUCUCACACCCUAACCCUAGGCCCAAAAAGAAAAACGAAUCAUAUUUAAUUUCAGAGUGACAUGCUGAGAACUACUACUACUAGUAACAUGUAGAGCACCAUAAAGUGAUGUAUUCCCAGAGUAUUGAUGACUCUUCCAUUUUAAACAUUUUUGUACAAUCACAUGUGAACUUCUCAAGGCCAUUGUUGCCACUAAAGAAAACACAAAAUAAAAAAUAUUCUCUUGUUUUUUAGAAAUCAGUAAUCUUGGGUUUUGAAAAGAUUAAAAGAGGUAUUAUUGAACUUCUAAACAUCUAGAUAAUUUUACUAUAUAGUAGAACCCCUGGAGAUUCAACAAAGUAUAUAAGACCACAGCCCCCAUCAUCAUAUUACUGAUUAAAUUUUACUUUUAAUGAGUAAAAAAGAUAACUGUUCAUUAAGAUGGGACAUGUUGAUUUGUUUCAUUUGUUUGUACUUGUUACAAAAGAGGGAGUCGAAAGUGACAGAAGAGGAAAAAAAAUCAAUAAAAUAUUUAAAUAGGAAAAAAGAUAGUGUGGCAAGGGAGGAGGAUUUGUUUUCAGUGAGCAGUUUUUUUGUCCUUCCUAAGACUGAUGACUUGUCUGGCAGAUGAAUCAUUAUGUUCAUGUUUUUUUACAUGGUUAUGCAGAAGUUCAGUAUCCGGAUUUAGAACAUGUUUUUUCUUAUUUACCAGGUAAUGAUCAAUUCCAGAUUAAAAGAAUCUUCAUUCUGUAUAGAUAAUAGUAUGCUAAGAACAGAGGUUCUCUACCAUUGCCAUAUACCCAAAAUGAAAUUAUCCAGAAAUUAAAUCCAUUGGUCUGGAAAAAAAAAAGUUUCUUCAUUUGCUUCUAACUACAUACUACAGUGUUCCUUUGCUGCUGAUAUUUUGGUAGAUUGCGCUAAUUUUUAAGGGAUGAUUUAUAUCUGACUUUUUUGAAAGAUGUUUUUGUCUUAAGGCAAAAAUGCUUUUUCUUUUUUUUUUUCCAAAGUUUAUUUUGGUGGAAACAGCCAGGGAGAAUAAAGUUCAGAAGCACAAUGUAACCCAAUCUAUUGUUCUGUUCUCAUUGUUGUGUUUUAAAACUUGCCAGAUGAUCUCUCUGUAAGGGUGGAUCUCCACUAUUUUAAUAAUUCACAUGCAGCUAAUUUUUAGAUUAUUGACUGAAGAUUUUUCCUAGUGUUAUUUUUAUUGUUAAACUAUGUGGGGAAAAAAUGCAAGCAAGUAUGUAACAGGAAAUGUUCUUAAAUCUUAACUGUUGACUGUGUAUACGUAAGCUCAUUUUUGUGAAUUCUCAUUUUUCUUCUGUGUGUGUGUGUGUAUACAAAUGACUGUAUUAGUGUAUGCUUUCCAGAGAAUUGGAUUAUAUGCAGUUAAUAAACAUUCAUUUUUAACAAUA
This is a messenger RNA of Antechinus flavipes (yellow-footed antechinus), 5697 nucleotides long. It is a transcript of the gene ALDH5A1, whose product is annotated as aldehyde dehydrogenase 5 family member A1. The record is from RefSeq and is a predicted model, not a curated record. Bases 202 to 1821 code for a protein of 539 amino acids. Gene Ontology annotation, molecular function: succinate-semialdehyde dehydrogenase (NAD+) activity. The transcript has 10 exons. Lineage: Eukaryota; Metazoa; Chordata; Mammalia; Dasyuromorphia; Dasyuridae. Gene Ontology annotation, biological process: GABA catabolic process.